This is a messenger RNA of Rhodamnia argentea, 1030 nucleotides long. Its product is annotated as 2-C-methyl-D-erythritol 4-phosphate cytidylyltransferase, chloroplastic. The transcript is spliced from 12 exons. The coding region runs from base 105 to 1028 and encodes 307 amino acids. Lineage: Eukaryota; Viridiplantae; Streptophyta; Magnoliopsida; Myrtales; Myrtaceae. The record is from RefSeq and is a predicted model, not a curated record. Gene Ontology annotation, molecular function: 2-C-methyl-D-erythritol 4-phosphate cytidylyltransferase activity. Gene Ontology annotation, biological process: isoprenoid biosynthetic process.
CUCUCUCUCUCUCUCUUACCUACCUCAACAUUCAACUGUUUAAAAGGAGAGGAGAGGAGAGGAGAGAGGUCUCGAGAGAGACAGCGGCUGUUCGUGUGCGCGACAUGAUGUCUCAAACAAUGGUCGGAGGCUUUUCCUCUUUGACCCUCUGGCCUCCUUCCUCCAGCAAUUCCAGCUGCGGCAGGACCCAGUUUCGCCGGCAGCCUCUCCUUCUCCGACGCUCUGCCCGAGCAGGUGCCAUUCAGUCCCGACGAACAGCUAAAUUUGUUCCCUCCAGCGCGAGAGUUCAUUGCUCUGGUAAAGAUGACAACAGCUUCACAGUUGUGAGGGAGGGUAGCGUCUCGGUCGUUCUUUUGGCUGGAGGGAAGGGCAAGAGGAUGGGUGCGAGCAUGCCAAAGCAGUAUCUUCCACUUCUUGGCCAGCCAAUUGCUUUGUACAGCUUUUAUACUUUUUCACAAAUGAGAGAGGUGAAGGAAAUUAUUGUAGUUUGUGAUCCAUCGUACAAAGACAUAUUUGAAGACACCAAAGAGAAGGUUCAAGUGGAUGUUAAAUUUACACUGCCUGGGAAGGAGAGACAGGAUUCGGUCUACAGUGGCCUUCAGGCCGUUGAUAGUGGGUCUGAGCUUGUCUGCAUUCAUGAUUCUGCAAGACCUCUUAUAUCACAUGGAGACAUAGAAAAGGUACUUAAAGAUGGCUGGGAAAAUGGAGCUGCUGUUCUUGGGGUUCCUGUUAAAGCUACCAUCAAAGAGGCAAAUAGUGAAUCAUUUGUUGUGAGAACGCUGGAUCGAAAAACACUUUGGGAGAUGCAAACACCUCAGGUGAUCAAGCCUUCGCUGCUUAAGAGAGGCUUUGAACUAGUCAAUAGAGAAGGCCUUGAAGUGACUGAUGAUGUAUCUAUCGUGGAGCACCUCAGGCAUCCUGUAUAUGUCACUGAAGGAUCUUACACCAACAUCAAGGUCACGACUCCUGAUGAUCUGCUAUUAGCGGAGAGAAUAUUGAACAUGGACGUCGGAGGGCCAUCGCCAUAAAA